Molecule: messenger RNA, 4906 nt
Organism: Ahaetulla prasina
Lineage: Eukaryota; Metazoa; Chordata; Lepidosauria; Squamata; Colubridae
Product: zinc finger protein OZF-like
Exons: 2
Coding region: 489-1865 (458 amino acids)
Source: RefSeq, a predicted model, not a curated record
CAAUGGCAGAGGGAGUGAUUGGAUUGAAUUGAAUUGGUGGUGAAACCAUUGAGUAUCAAAUUGCUAGAGAGAGCAUAGAGGAGACGAGAAGGUAAGAGGAACUAACUUCCUUUUCCGGCUCACCCAUGGGGAGGGGUGUAGAUAUAGUGGCAGCUCUGCAGUUCUUCCCAGGAUCCAAGCAGCAGCAGCUGGACGGCAAGGAGGAGAGACCAGGAGCAAGUAAAAGAGAGUGCCAGGAAGCUGCCAAGUGAGAUCAAAAGCAGAACUAAAAAGGAAAACUAUUCCAUCCUGCAAUUAAAAUCCUUCCAAUUCCCCCAGAAAACCACAAAACACUUCUCCAUCCCAGCACCUGAUGGACAAGAGAGAUAGUAACUGAAGAGAGUAUGAACCUGAAAAAAAUAUGAGUAAAAUUCAUUGAGUAUGUGGAACUCAUUGAAAUACUCCCAAAAACGGUCAAGGGAAAAAGUCAUUUGCAAAUUCAGAAAAAGAUGGAAGUAUCUGGAAAUCAAUGGAGGGGACAGUUGGAUAACCAGGUGUGGCAAGCAGUCAUGCAAGACACGCUGUGUGAAGAAAGAAAGAGUGGCUUGAAUGAAAACAUCAUCCAAGAAGGGAUCCAAAACAUUUUUGACCUCCCCAAUAAGCCAAGAAUAUCAGUCGUGGAAAAGCCCCAUGGAGCUACCUGUUAUGAGGAUAGUAUGGAUUGCAAAUCGCAACUGAUCGUGCCUGAAAGGAUUCACAUCAGAGAAAAGCCAAAAAAAUGUUCCAAGUGUGAGAAAUUGUUUUGCUACAGCCCACACCGUUUUGAGGAUAAAAUGAGUCCCACCGGAGAGAAUACGUACCAAUGCUCGCAAUGCGACAAGAGCUUUUGCAAGGACGCCACCCUAGCGAUACACCGGAGGCCUAACACAGAGAAGAAACAGCAUACAUGUCUGGAUUGUGGGAAAUGUUUCAGUCGGAAUUCCAACCUGUUGAUACAUCAAAGGACUCACACAGGGGAGAAAUCCUAUGAGUGCCUAUCUUGUGGGAAAACUUUCAAUCGAAAUUCCCACCUGGUGAUACACCAGAGGACUCACACAGGAGAGAAACCUUAUCCGUGUCCAGAUUGUGGGAAAAGUUUCAGUCGGAAUUCCAACUUGUUGAUACAUCAGAGAAUUCACACAGGGGAGAAACCAUAUGGGUGUCAGGAUUGUGGGAAAAGUUUCAGUCGGAAUUCUAACCUGGUGAUGCACGAGAGGACUCACACAGGAGAGAAACCAUAUGAAUGUCAGUAUUGUGGGAAAAGUUUCAGUCAAAAUUCUCACCUCAUAUUACACCAAAAGAUUCACACAGGAGAGAAACCAUACGAGUGUCUGGAAUGUGGGAAAAGUUUCAGUUGGAAUUCCCACCUGGUAAUACACCAAAGAACACAUACUGGUGAGAAACCAUAUGGGUGUCCUGUUUGUGGGAAAAGUUUCAGCCAGAAAUCUGACCUGAUGAUGCACCAGAGGACUCACACUGGGGAGAAACCAUAUAAAUGUCCUGUUUGUGGGAAAACCUUCAAUCGGAAUUCCCACCUGAUAAUACACCAGAAUACACACACUGGAGUGAAACCAUAUGAAUGUCUAGAAUGUGGGAAAACAUUCAGUCAGAGUUCCCACCUGUUGAUACACCAGAGGACUCACACAGGAGAGAAACCAUACGAGUGUCAGGAGUGUGGGAAAGGUUUCAGUACUAGGUCUAACCUUAUAAACCAUUUAGGUUUACACACAGGGGAGAAACCUUUCAAAUGCCUAGAGUGCGGACGGUGCUUUACGCAAUAUUCCUGCCUUGCUGCACACAAAAAAAUCCACAAGAGGCAGAAGGCGAUGACUGUGGAAAAGUCUUGAAUUUGUAAUUUCUAAUUUUCCAUUGGAAAAUCAAUUGAGAAAUUAAGUAUUAAACGUCUGGCAUCAUUCACUGUAGUCAAAUAUAUCUCAGUAUUAGACAUGACGGAGGAGAGAAUUGAAAAAUAUUGGUUUGGUAAAAGGUAACUUUUUGUAUCUGGAUAUAUCAGCAAACUUACUGGAUAUUCCCUUAUGCAGAAAUCAUGCAAUUCUACAAAAAGGCUUUGAUAGUCGUUUUUUGCACACUGAUCAUCAUAAAACAUAGAAAUGCUACAUAGGGAGUUUCAGGUUUCUUCAACGUAAGUGUCAACUCUGUGUUGUGAUCCACCAGCAGCCUGUGGAGCUGGCAAUGGAAUCGGACAGCAAUGAGGCUGAGCAAGAGCGUGGGCCAGUCCUGAUGACUGGGGAAGGCCUGGAUGAGGGCUCUGCGUUGGAGGCUGAGGUGGGGCCAGGGCCAUCGGGGAGUGAGGUGCAGAUUCCAGAGCCUCCAGAGACUGACAGUAGUGAGGCAGAGGAACAGGAGGAGCCUGUUCCUAAUGCACGCAUGAGAAGAGCUGCCAGAAGACAAGAGCAGCUAAAGCAAAGAGGACGACUCGGCAGUAGGGCCAAGAGAUGAUUGGCCCCUCCCAUAAGGCUUAAAAGACCAGCAACGGUGUUUGGGCUCUUUGUCGGAAAACAACGUUGAUAGCUUUGUCUUGUUGCAUUUAUUUUGUAUCAGUGUCUUCUGAACUUUUGCCAAGAAAGGCCUUUGGCAGUUUGCCUAAUUGGACCAAGAUUGGUGAUAGGACUGAGGAAUUUGUGUUGGGAGGAAUUUGCUUUAAUUUAGUUGAACUACGCUGAGAAUGAAGUAAUUCUCAGCUGUUCGAAUAAAGUUUGUUUGUUUAUACACUGAGUUUCCUACUACCUACUGGGGCCUGGAUCACAACACCCUGAAGUUGGCUGAACUGUGGCCAUUUUCUUUUUCUUAGUCUCUAGGAAGGUUUUGUUUCUCACUGCUUCAGGCCGGGGGGGGGGGGUGUAGAGAUUAGUUGGGAUGUUGUAGCCAUAAUAAAAUUCUUUUCCCUGGGAAUCAAGGACGUUCGUGCAGGUGUCUUCAGGGUGGAGACUGAGGUCAUCUAGCAACUGGGCUGUAUGCUGAUUGGACCGUGUGACUGAGACUCUGGGGGGAUGUGAUAAUUUUUUACUUUUAAUUGGGGUAAAAAACCGGCACCAACUUAGAGCCGAUUUUUCACCAGGAAAAUGCCAAUUUGAUAUGUCCUAAUUAAAAGGUUCUUUGAGGAAAUUGCCUGCCUGGGAGUUCUUAUUGGACUGGGAUGUAUUACUUGGAACCUUGACAAUGGGUGUGCUGUAGAUUUCAAGCCCCAAAAAUCAUUAGCCAGACCUUUUGCAUAAAGUAUCUUGAAGUUGUAGUCAACAUUUGUGGUAGGUCUCACAACUGGCUACAGCUCCUAAAAUAUACAUUACAAUUGCACACUCAGAUUUAUUUACCGAUGGUGGCUUCUCCACUAUGACAAAAGAGAGAGAAGAUAAGAAGGAUCCGAAGUUCGUCUUUUCCAAAUACUUCCAACAAAUCAGUGCCAGGAAAAUCUGUUAUUUCAGACUGUGACCUAGGACAAGGGUCUGCAAACUUGGCUCUUUUAAGACUUGUGGACUUCAACUCCCAGAGUUCCUCAGCCAGCAAAGCUGAAGUCCACAAGUUGAAGUCCACAAGUCUUAAAAGAGCCAAGUUUGCAGACCCCUGACCUAGGAUAAGCACAAAUAUCAAAGAAAACCAUCAGUGUGGAGACUGUAGGUAGGCCUCAAGUUACAACCAUAACAGCCCCAAAAUAUAUCUUGCUAAGUGAAACAUUUGUUAAGUGAGUUUGCCCCUAUUUUACAUUUUUUUUUUGCCACAGUUGAACCAUUGCAUUUGUUGGUAGCAUGGUUGUUAAGUGAUCUGGAUGCUCCAUUGGCUUUGCUUGUCAGAAGGUUGCAAGAGCUGAUCACAUGACCCCGGGACACUGCAGCCAUCAUAAAUAUGAACCAGUUGCCAAAAUGAGUUUUCAUUACAUAACAUAUAACAUAACAUAACAACAGAGUUGGAAGGGACCUUGGAGGUCUUCUAAUCCAACCCCCUGCCCAGGCAGGAAGCCCUACACCAUUUCAGACAGAUGAUUAUCCAACAUUUUCUUAAAAAUUACCAGUGUUGGAGCAUUUACAACUUCUGCAGACAAGUUGUUCCACUUAUUGAUUGUUCUGUCAGGAAAUUUUUCGUUAGUUCUAGGUUGCUUCUCUCCUUGAUUAGUUUCCACCCAUUGCUUCUUGUUCUACCCUCAGGUGCUUUGGAGAAUAGUUUGACUCCCUCUUCUUUGUGGCAGCCCCGGAGAUAUUGGAACACUGCUGUCAUGUCUCCCCUAGUCCUUCUUUUUAUUAAACUAGGCAUACCGAGUUCCUGCAACCAUUCUUCAUAUGUUUUAGCCUCCAGUCCCCUAAUCAUCUUUGUUGCUCUUCUCUGCACUUUUUCUAGGGUCUCAACAUCUUUUUUACAUCGCGGCAACCAAAACUGAAUGCAGUAUUCCAAGUGUGGCCUUACCAAGGCAUUAUAAAAUGGUAUUAACACUUCACAUGAUCUUGAUUCUAUCCCUCUGUUUAUGCAGCCCAGAAUUGUGUUUGCUUUUUUGGCAGCUGCUGCACACGGCUAGCUCAUAUCUAAAUGGUUGUCCACUACGACUCCAAGGUCCCUCACAGUUGAGCAAAGUACCAUAUAUACGGUACCUGUGCAUUUUGGGUUUUUUUUUGCCUAAAUGUAGAAGAUGAUAUCAUGGGUCGAUGCAAAGGUCGUAACUGGAAAAUGGUCAUAAAUCACAUUUUUCAAUCCCUUGUAACUUUGAACGGUCAUUAAACAAACUGCUGUAAGUCAAGGACGGCUUGUAUACUCUCUUAUAUCUUUUGGCUGUUUAUAAUAAUGAUUUAUUCUUAGACUUCCAUUGUUUUCUAUGCUUUUUUAACUAAAUGUAGCCCACAAUCCUUAUGCUGUCUUUCACUAUAAUAAACAUUUGAUUUGA